Messenger RNA from Pecten maximus, 723 nucleotides. RefSeq names its product transmembrane protein 19-like. Lineage: Eukaryota; Metazoa; Mollusca; Bivalvia; Pectinida; Pectinidae. The record is from RefSeq and is a predicted model, not a curated record. Gene Ontology annotation, cellular component: membrane.
GUACACAUUGUGUUAAUCCUUGGCGGUGGUUGGUGGCCACCAUCGCUCCAAUACUGAUAAUGAGAUGGGGGCUGAAGAAACGCAGUCUGGACAAGACAGGGGCAGUUGCAGGACUUGUAGUUGGUUUCGUCCUGACCAUCAGCAGUCUCUGCUUCUUCUCCAGCUUGCUAACUUUUUUUGUACUCGCAUCAAAAGCGACAAAGUACAAAUCAUCAACCAAAAAAAAGUUUGAAGAAGAUUUCAAGGAAGGGGGUCAGCGUAACUGGAUACAAGUAUUAUGUAACGGAGGGAUCGCGGCCCAGUUUGCAGUACUGUACAUGUUAGACAGUGGGUGUACGGAGAGGAUUGUCGACUUUAAGGCCUGGUACAACUCCUCACUUUUCUCCAUGGCAGUCCUGGGCGCCCUCGCCUGUAGCUGUGGCGACACUUUUGCCUCGGAGAUUGGCACUGUUUUUAGUAUCAACACAGCUCCUAGGCUGAUUACUUCACUGCGAAUAGUCCCAAAAGGUACAAAUGGAGGAAUUACGUUUAUUGGGACACUGAGCAGUGGAAUUGGAGGAACGUUUGUGGGCGUGGCAUAUUACCUGACCCUGUUAAUGUGUACCAGUGACUUUCAGCUUCAAAAAAGCCCAGCCCAAUGGUUGAUCAUCCCAACGGCUACACUGGCAGGUCUGCUCGGCUCCACCAUCGACUCAUACUUAGGAGCUUUAUUCCAGUAUUCAG